GUCGGGCGGGGGGGCGGCUGUCCUUGAGUGCGCACGCGCAUCGCUGCCGGCUCCUCCGCCUUCCGGGAGCUGGCGGGGCUCGAGCCUGGAGCGCGCUUCCGGCGUGGGCGGCGCAAGCGCGCUGGGUCGGGCGGGGGCCAUGGCGGGGCAGGAGGAUCCGGUGCAGCGGGAGAUCCAUCAGGACUGGGCGAACCGCGAGUACAUCGAGGUCAUCACCAGCAGCAUAAAGAAAAUCACGGACUUCCUUAACUCGUUCGAUAUGUCCUGUCGUUCAAGGCUUGCGACACUCAAUGAGAAACUGACAGCCCUGGAACGGAGAAUUGAGUACAUUGAAGCAAGGGUAACAAAGGGUGAGACCCUUACCUAGACCAGUACUCUACAGCUGCUGGACAGUCGCCUGUGUGGGAGAGGCACCAGCAGACUCCAGCUCCUUCCUGACUCCUUACAGAGCUCCAGGGCUUGUUCUUGCUUUUCUGUUUUGAAAAAUGUGGCCUUUGGGCUCUACCAUAUGCAUCUGUGGGUAUGUGGAGUGGGGGAGAAGGCCAGGGGGAACUCUCAGAAAACCAACAUUGGGCAUUUCACUUAAGUGACAUUUUUUUACUUGGAGAUAUUUAUCAAAGUGGCUAAAAAGCUGAAAGUCUGGGACCCUUAUGAUGCCCUCGUCCUCCUCUUCUUCAGUCCCUGCCCCCCUGCAGCUUCUCACAUUUGAAGAGCGUUCCCAUCAAACCCACGCUGUCGUUUCUGGAAGGGCUCUGUGUUCACUGCUGAUUGUUAGUGGGGGUGCUGAACUCCAUUGUGAGGGGGAGCGGUGUCAGGUUUGUUCAGACUGGCGCCCUCCACCAGGCUCAAUGGCUGCCAUAGAAUGUUGUUCUUACUAACCUGCCGGUGUUCUGUCCUUUGAAGGGAGAUGGGGCUGGGCUCUCACAUGGCUGGAGGGGCCAUUUUCAAAGUCUGUUUCAUUUUUGUCAUGUGAGAUGUCUCUGCCUGUCAUGUUUUCCCAAUAAACUUCUCAACUUUAUCUGAUUGAUGUGAUUGAAGUAGGGUGAAGAGCCUGCCCCCCUGGUGGCCUGCUAGGUUGCUGAGGAUUCUCAGAUGUGGGACUUUCUAUGUGUCUCCACUCAUUCCCACAAUGAUGUCAGCACUUGGAUAGCUGCGUAAAUGUUCCACCCAUUAUACAAUGGAACAAACUCUAAAUGUGGUGUCUGAGGAGCUAGAUUCAAAUGCUGACACUUUCUAUUAUUUUUUUGACUGAUACUUUCUCCCUGUGUGACCUUUGACAAACCAUCUCUCUCCUUCCUGGACCUCAAGUUUCCUAAUUUUCAAAAUGCAGGGGUUGGAUUAGAUGACCCCUUCCAAAUGUUAGUGAUCAUCCAACCCAGAAAAUCCUGCCAAAAUAUAACAAAUCCCCAUUGUCUGAAGAAAGGCCCUCUGACCCCUCUCCCUCUUUGAGACCACUGCCAAAAUUAUUUAAGAGAUUUUUAUUAAAUUUGGAAAUAAGCAUAGUUCAGUGUAGACACAACUCAGCUUACUAUCUUAAACAUGUUCUAUUUUACUGUUGUCCUUAUUCAAGAGGCAACAUGACCUUAGAGCCAGGAAGCCCUACCUCUGACAGACUAGCCAUAUGAUCUUGAGUAUUUCACUUCUCCUUUUUAGAAGGCAUUUCUUCAUCCCAGAGUUCUCUACAUCCGUGAGAUCCCAGGUCCAAGCCCCUCUUCCUAAAUUUGGAUUAGUCACAGGCAUUGCUUUUUGAAUAUUCCUAGAAGUGCAUAAAUAAGCACUCUACAAUCAUUUGGGUUCAUUAUUCCCAACUCCAAUGUUCUUGGAGACAAGGAUAUGGGUGUUUCUCAUGCCCCUAACUCUGAGUCAGCCAGCCCAAGGCCAGAGUGGCAGUGAAACAAUUUAUCUAGCAGGUCAAGUACUUUCCAUAUGCAUGACUGCCCAUUUUAAUUUCCUGUUGCCGUGUUAUUUAGAAAAGCAUCAGGUUUUAAAUUUGUUUCCAGGGAGCCAUGGAGUGACCUGAUGUAGUCCGUUGCUGGUAGUAAUUAAUUUGACUAUCAACAGUGUAACCUGUAGUAGCACCUGGUCCUUUUUCUCUGGACAUAAUAUUUUUUAAAAAAAACCUUUACCUUUCGAAAGAAUUGAUACAGCAUAUUAGUUCCAAGGCAGAAAAGGCAAUUGAGGUUAAGGGACUUGUCCAGGGUCACACAGUUAAGAAGUGUCUGAGAAUAGAUUGGAACCCAGGACCUCUUGCCUCCAAGGCUGGCACUCUGUCCACUAAGCCACCUAGCUGCCUCUGGACAUAAUGUUUUUAUGACACACUGUCAGUCUGCUUACUUCUCUAAGGGUUCCACUCAUUUGCCUUAGAAUUUUUCAAAGUAAAAUAUCUUAGCUGGACCUUCUUUGGCUUAUCUUCCACUUUAGAACUGAGCUUCUUGGGGACUGAAUUUGUAUCUCCACAGCUUAGCUUGGUGUUUGGCACAAUUUAAGCACAUUUAAUAAAUGCCUUUUCAUUCAUUCCA
Messenger RNA from Monodelphis domestica (gray short-tailed opossum), 2519 nucleotides. RefSeq names its product BRICK1 subunit of SCAR/WAVE actin nucleating complex (gene BRK1). The record is from RefSeq and is a predicted model, not a curated record. Gene Ontology annotation, cellular component: SCAR complex. Gene Ontology annotation, biological process: cell motility; regulation of actin polymerization or depolymerization; actin filament organization. Lineage: Eukaryota; Metazoa; Chordata; Mammalia; Didelphimorphia; Didelphidae. Gene Ontology annotation, molecular function: protein-containing complex binding.